Molecule: messenger RNA, 720 nt
Organism: Malaya genurostris
Lineage: Eukaryota; Metazoa; Arthropoda; Insecta; Diptera; Culicidae
Exons: 2
Coding region: 1-489 (162 amino acids)
Source: RefSeq, a predicted model, not a curated record
AUGACACAUUGGUGUUCCGUAACCGUUUUAGUUCUGAUUUGCACUUUCAUCGACUAUCGUAAUUGCGAAUCGAUGGCCAACACCCGGAUUGCCGAGUCUUCACCCGGUUUCCUCGAAAAUUAUGCUAGUGGAGAUAAUGCAACGGUUGAUGCAGUAAAAGAUCAUCAUCGACCAACAUUACCGUCGGUAAUUACCGGCCCGACAAACCCCGGCCCGGUGACGAUGACCCACAGUGAAUCGAUGCAGCGUCGCCAUUAUCGAACUGCGUUUGAUGACCAAAACGGAGGCAGUGGUCGCAAUCGUUAUGAUUCGAAUGAAGAAGAUGGCGAUGAUGAUGAUGAUGAUUAUAGUGACGAGGAAUGGGCGUCGAAGAGCAGUAGGAAGCCACCCGGUGUCAGUGGGCCAGCGCAUACUUACAUCAAGACGGACAAAAAUGCAAACUUCAAAUGGGGCGUACGGCACUUCGCUGGCAAGCAGUACGGAGGAUGACGUGACGACGAAUGCACAGUGGGCCAGCAGCAAGCAAGUUAUGAACAGUGAGAGUUGAUGAGAACAAUUAUUAGCUUUGAUUUUGUGUUCUCAAUUUCUUUUGUUAUAAUCAAAUAUUUUAAUUCCUAUCAGUAAUAUCGCUUAGCAAAAUUUGACCACGGAAUGGUGUACCCGGGUUUUUUUUCAUUCCACUAUGCAAACGAUGAUCAGUUAUAAGUUUAGUAAACUUAC